Solanum dulcamara is the source of this 1242-nucleotide messenger RNA. RefSeq lists its product as uncharacterized. Gene Ontology annotation, molecular function: antioxidant activity; oxidoreductase activity. The transcript is spliced from 9 exons. The coding region runs from base 168 to 935 and encodes 255 amino acids. NCBI's taxonomy places the organism in Eukaryota, Viridiplantae, Streptophyta, Magnoliopsida, Solanales, Solanaceae. The record is from RefSeq and is a predicted model, not a curated record.
GGCACCAAUUCGAUACAAUCCAUGCAAAAAACUUGAAUCUUCCCCCGCGUUAAGCUUCAAUCCACGGCCCAAAUUAAGUCUACUUGGCCCAAAAGAAUUUCAACAACUAAUAUUGGACCUCUGGAUAAAACUUCGUGUGAAGCAGAGAUUUCCUGUUAGCGGAAACCAUGGUGGUUAUUCCAACGGUCACCGGAUUAUCAACCGGCGCACGCUUACUAUCGGUCCCGCGCACGUUAGCCACAGCUGCUAAAGCUUUACCUCCUUCUCUUUCCUCACUCUGCUACUUGAAGAAGAGCUGUUAUACUCCGCAACGCCAGAGUACUCUGCCGGCAAGGAAGCUUGUGAUACGAGCUGCAAGAACAGAGUCCAAAGGCGUCUCUCUUGGUUUCAGAGCUCCCCAUUUUGAGCUUACGGAGCCGCUCACUGGUAAAGUUUGGAAGCUUGAUGAUUUUGAACCAUAUCCUGCAUUACUGGUUAUGUUCAUCUGCAACCAUUGUCCAUUUGUCAUACAUUUGAAGAAGGAUAUUGUUAAACUCUCAAAUUUCUACAUGAAGAAAGGGCUUGCGGUGGUAGCAAUAUCUUCAAACUCUGUAGUUACACAUCCACAGGAUGGACCUGAAUUCAUGGCUGAAGAAGCUAAGCUCCUCAAAUAUCCUUUCCCUUAUCUUUAUGAUGAGUCACAAGAAGUGGCAAGAGAUUUUGGGGCUGUUUGUACACCAGAAUUUUUCCUAUUCAAAAAGGAUGGCAGAAGGCCCUUUGAGCUAGUGUAUCAUGGACAAUUUGAUGAUUCAAGGCCAAGUAACAAUGUGCCUGUCACGGGAAGGGACUUGAGCCUAGCACUAGAUUGUGUACUUAGUGGCCAGCCAGUAUCAUCAAUUCAAAAACCCAGUAGCAUUGGUUGCAGUAUAAAAUGGAAUCCAGGGGGGAAGCAGUAAGCAUCAUCUCUCAGUUGUCUAUGAGUUUUUUUCAGCAACAUAUUUAGGUGCAUCAGAUAUCCACAUAGCAGCAGAUGACCGUUGGAGUACUGCCACAUUUGCAUUAUUUUUGCUAUGCCUCUUCUAGCAUUGUGAGUUGAGCUUUGAUCUCAAAGCUAUAAUUAGGAGAACUGAAAUUAUUUGAUAUGCCAAUCACCUCACUUCAUGUAUAUUUUACUUUCUUUGUAUUUCCUUGCAAAGCCCAGCUUUUUACAUUGUAUGCGCUGUCCUUACUUAUAUAAGGGUUUGAAUUACUAAUUUUGUAAGA